AUGAGGCUAGAAGCUGUGCUAUUGUUUCUACCCCCUGAUAUUACUGUAUCUAAAACUACUUUUCAGAUGGCUGCAUUAAGAACCACAGAAAUAUCGGGCGAGACCUUCUCGGCGCACCACUCGGCGCGCGCCGCCUGCCUGCUGUGCUCGCGCUGCGGCGCCGGCCUGUUCGUGGCCAAGGAGUGCACGCUGACGCACGACACGGUGUGCGCCGCGUGCCACCCGCCGCCGCCGCUGCACCGCCGCAACGAGGACUACGCGCUGCGCUGCAGCAGGAACGUCCCCCGCGAGGACGACGACGAGUACGUGCUCGGCGACGCCCCGGCCGACGACCGCCAGGACGGUCCCGGACACCACGUCCACGGGGGCCUCGCCAGCUACGGCCUCAGCCAGUCCUCGCUGCCGCCGCGGUCCAAGUCCGACAUGGCGCGGAGCAUCCUGGCGGACCCCGGCGCCGUGGAGAAGACCAGCCUGGCGACGGGGGCCUCCACGGCCUCCACGACGCGCGGCCGGCUGCCGCACGUGCUGCUCGCCGACGACGACGACGUCCCGGAGGAGUACUCGCUGCUGCAGCGCCAGCACGCCCAGGCCGGGCCGGCCUACUCCGUCCUCACGGACGACGGCCCCGUCCUGGUCGCGCCGAACCGCCACGCCGCCAAGGCCAAGGCCGCCACCGCGGCGACUCCAAGACCGCCCCCGCCGCGGUACGUCGCGUCCCCCCUGCGCAUCAGCUCGCCGGCCUUGCCCGCCUCCUGGGGGCGGCCGUCGGCGCCCUCGCUCAACACGCGCCAGACGCGACUAGGAAUGCCCCCCCGGCCGGCGAGUUCGAGCGACCUGGCGCUGCCCCUGAGACACCACACCGACGACGGCGACAUGAACGCGGAGGAGGUGGGGCGGCUCAUGCUGUGAGGGGGCUAUGCCGUGCACCCAAUUCUUUUUGUUUUGAAGCAAAUAGCUGUGAUACUAGGUGUAAGACUGAACCUGCCUCAUUAGAAUCUAAGUUUUGUGUUCCUAAACGAGUACCUUAGUAUUGUGUAAACUGGUGUUAUUUUUAUUUAAAAUAUUUGUCACGUGCAUUGGAA
Messenger RNA from Thrips palmi, 1082 nucleotides. RefSeq lists its product as uncharacterized. Gene Ontology annotation, molecular function: protein binding. NCBI's taxonomy places the organism in Eukaryota, Metazoa, Arthropoda, Insecta, Thysanoptera, Thripidae. The transcript has 3 exons. The coding region runs from base 1 to 909 and encodes 302 amino acids. The record is from RefSeq and is a predicted model, not a curated record.